AUGGUUGAGGUAGCUGAUACGGGUUUGGGAACAGCAGGGAGUGGAGCGGAUAAGCUAAGAGGCUCUCGGAAAGCUGUGGUGGGGAAGAGGGAGGAGAAAAGGCGAGAGAGGGAAGUGAGGUCGCAGCCGGUGGUGGAGGAGAAAGGCGAGGGGCAGAGGACACUGAGAAGGAGAGAGCAACCGAAACGAACCCAGCAGAGCAAGCAACAGCAGAAGCAGCAGCAGCAGCAGCAGCCACAGAAGCAGCAGAGGCGGCAGGGGAAGAAGCAGACGGGUAAAGCGAAACAGGCAGCAGCGGCGAAAGCAAAGGCAGGGCGAGCAGCAGCAGCGAAGGGAAAGCGGGAGGCGGAGAGGCAGGAGGAGCACGAUGCAGAGGUGGCACGGGCGGUAGGGUUCCCUCCGGAUGGGCUGAGGGAGGACGAGGAGGAGGCGGGUGUGUUUCGCAGUGGUACAAGUGGGGAGGAGGGCGUGUAUGUGCGCAUGCGGAAUCGGAUUUUGGCGCUUUGGAGGCGGAAUGUGAAUGGGUGGAUACACGAUGACAAGCUACUAAGCAGCACACCAGCAGCCGAGUGGGAAGCAACAAGAGCAGCCUUCACCUUUCUCCAUCUGCGUGGUUUCAUCAACUGGGGCCUGUCGCGUACCGCCACAUCCGCCAUCCCUCGCCGCCCCUCCCUGCCCCACGUCAUCGUCCUCGGUGCUGGCCUCGCAGGCCUUGCUGCAGCGCGCCAGUUGAUGGUUCUCGGGCAUCGGGUGACAGUGAUAGAGGCUCGCAACCGCCCCGGAGGGCGAAUGCACUCCAAGCUGCUCUCCUCGCCUCCAGGCCCCAACCAGGUGGCAGUGGCAGCGGAGCUAGGCGGGUCGAUCGUCACAGGCAUUCUCGGCAACCCUCUGGGAGUCUUGGCCCGCCAGCUCGCCAUCCCUCUGCACCGCAUUCGCGACGCCUGCCCGCUCUACCGCCCGGACGGGCUGCCCGUGGAUGAAAAAGCUGACCGGGUGGCAGAGGCAAGAUUCAACGUGAUGCUGGACUUAGCUUCAGAGAGGAGAGCGGAGAUGGAGGGGGUAGCAGAUCAGAUCUCCCUUGGGAAUACCAUGGAGUUUGUUCGGCAGCAAGCGGUGCAGGCUGUAUCUGAGGAAGGUGGAGCAGCCUCGGGAGCAGCAACAGCAGCAGCAGCCGCAGCAACAGCAGCAGCAGAAGCAGCAGCAGCAGCAGCAGUAGCAGCAGGACCACCAGCAGCAGCAGCAGCACAACCAGCCAGAGUCCAAGAAACAGAAGAGGAACAAGAGCUAGUGCAGUGGCACUAUGCGAACCUCGAGUUUGCCAACGCAGCCCGUGUAGCGGACCUCUCUCUGGCCUUCUGGGACCAGGACGACCCCCACGAGCUGCUGGGCCACCACUGCUUCGUGGCGGGCGGCAACGGGCAGCUUGUGGAUGCCCUGGCGGACGGGCUGCCCGUGGUGUAUAACUGUGCGGUGGAGAGGGUUGAGUAUGGGAUAGGGAGGAGUCGAGAAGGGGACGAGCCGGUUUCAGCAGAGGCAGGAGGGGGAGGAGCAGGAGGUGGAGCAGGAAGAGGAGGAGGCGGGGGAGAGGGGGGAAAGGAAGAGGAAGUGGGAGGGGAGGGGAGAGCGGCGGCGGGGGGAGUGAGGGUGGUGUGUCGGGACACGAGGAGUGGGGAGGAGGUGGAGUAUGAGGGGGACCAUGUGCUCUGCACGCUGCCGCUGGGAGUGCUGCAGAGGGGGUCCGUGUCCUUCCACCCGCCGCUGCCUCUCAGGAAGACACGUGCCAUCCAUAGGCUGGGCUUCGGGCUCUUGAAUAAGGUAGCAAUGCUCUUCCCGUAUGUCUUUUGGGACACCACCAUCGACACCUUUGGUCGCCUCACAUCGCACCCCUCGCAGCGGGGCGAGUUCUUCCUCUUCUACUCCUACGCUGCUGUCUCGGGCGGCGCGCUGCUCAUGGCUCUGGUCGCGGGGGAGGCUGCAGAGAAGUUUGAAGGAGAGAAGUCGGAUGCGCUCAUGUGGCGGGUGCUGACAGUGCUCAAGAAGAUUCACGAGCCCAAGGGCAUAGCUGUACCACACCCUCUGCAGUGUGUGUGCACGCGGUGGCGCAGCGACCCGUAUGCGGGGGGCUCGUACUCGUACGUGCGCGUGGCAGCCUCGGGGGAUGAUUACGAUACACUGGCAGAGAGCGUGGACGAGCGGCUCUUCUUUGCUGGCGAGGCCACGAGUCGUCACUACCCCGCCACCAUGCACGGAGCCUGUUUCAGCGGCCUUAGAGAAGCAGCCAAGAUCAACCAAGUCGCCACGGCUGCCGAAGCUGCCCGGGCAGCUAAAGCAGCGCGGGAUACUCAAACCGCACCUGCUGGCACCACCACAGGGAAAAGCACACCCAUGAGCACAAGCAUGGGGGCAGAAGCAACAUCGCCAGCAGCAGCAGGAGCAGCAGCAACUCCAGCGGUGGGCAUGGGCAUGCAGAUGGCGGUGUGUCUGCUGGAUGCUCUGUUCAGCGAUCCUGACCUCGAGUUUGGUGCCUUUGCUGUUCUCUUUGACCCCCGCGGCUGCCAGCCUGACCGCGCUGCUGUGCUGCGCAUCACACUUAGGAAGGAUGCCUUCUUGCCAAGGCUACCCGCUGCUCCUGCUGCUGCUGCUACUGCUGCUUCUGUCCCUGCUGCUGCUGCUGCUGCCUCUCCAGCAAGAGUGAGUGAAGAUGCAGCAGCAGUAGCUGCAGCGAAGGAAGCAGCAGGGAGGCGAAAGGCAGAGGCUGCGAGAGAAUGGGGUCCUGCAGUAAACACUCCCGUGUCACAAACCCAUGUGGAGAAAAAUGAGAGUCAAUCAAGCCAUCCAUUAAAGGAAGCAGAAAAUAAGCCAUCUAGCACUACUCUACCUCCCCCACCGGCUGCUGCUGCAGCCAACACCACAUGGCCCCUUCCCCAGAUGACCCUGCACACAGUUGUCACCCGCCACCAGGCCUUGCUGCUCCGGGAGGUUCGGGGGAGUGAUGCGGCUCGGCUGGCGAUCCUGACGAGCAGGUUCGGGGUGAAGCUGGUGGGGAGGCGCGGGCUGGGGCAGAUGGGGGAGGAGGUGUUAGAGGCAAUGAGGGAGGAGGUGGUGGACGCAGUGAGGCAGAUGGGGGAGGAGGUGCUGGAAGCUGUGAGGGAGGCGAGACCUGCUAGCAGGGAGGAGGCUUGGUGUGAUUCGACCUCGUUCGAGGAGGAGUUUGGCUUGCGGUAUGGGCUCAUGCGGGAGGAAUGGUCUGUGGCCGCAAUGGCUCACGUGGCGGCAGGCGAAGGCACGGAUCGCCUGAACGGCCAUGUGCAAGUGAGCAGCGCGCGCAACAAUGUGGCUUUUGAGGCGCCUCAAAAGGCAGGCGAAGGCACGAAUCCCCGGAACGCCCAUGUGCAAGUGAGCAGCGCGGGCUCCACUGUGGCGGCGAGGAGGAGCAUCAAAAGCGAUGGCACGACAGCAGGAAGCAAGAACUUGAGCAUGGGAGUGGGGUUGGGUGUGGGGUUGGGGGUGAGGGUGGCGGGCAGUGGCGGCACAGGCGGAGCAGUGGGCGCGAGCGUGCAGGUGGCGACGCAGAUCACGGUGCCAGGCGUCAGCCUGCCCGUCAGCUUCGACGCCCUCCGCUGCUUCACCCUUCCCCGCGCAGCGGCUAAGGCGGCGCGGGACGUGCAGGUGUGGUGGCAUGGGCUGGCGGGUAACAGCAAGGGCGGCAGCAAGGGUGCGGCGUGCAAGCAGCUGCGGUUCUUUGCCAACCCCGCCUGCAAGGGCAAGGCGCUGGAUGAGGUGCUCAAGCCGCAAUACGCCGGCCUGCGCAAAUUCUUCCACGUGCCCAGGUGGGUGUUGGGGCAGCCUGGCAGGUGGGUGGGUCAUGGGGCAAGAAGAAGGUCGCCCGAUGGACUUCUGUUGCUUGCCAGCCUGGUGCGUGCCUUGCCUCCAUGCCUCCAUGCCACCUUGCCAUCAUGCCACCUUGCCUCCAUGCCUCCAUGCCACCUUGCCAUCAUGCCACCUUGCCUCCAUGCCUCCAUGCCACCUUGCCAUCAUGCCACCUUGCCUCCAUGCCUCCAUGCCACCUUGCCAUCAUGCCACCUUGCCUCCAUGCCUCCUUGCCACCUUGCCAUCAUGCCACCUUGCCUCCAUGCCUCCAUGCCACCUUGCCAUCAUGCCACCUUGCCUCCAUACCUCCAUGCCACCUUGCCAUCAUGCCACCUUGCCUCCAUGCCUCCAUGCCACCUUGCCAUCAUGCCACCUUGCCUCCAUGCCUCCAUGCCACCUUGCCAUCAUGCCACCUUGCCUCCAUGCCUCCAUGCCACCUUGCCAUCAUGCCACCUUGCCUCCAUGCCUCCAUGCCACCUUGCCAUCAUGCCACCUUGCCUCCAUGCCUCCUUGCCACCUUGCCAUCAUGCCACCUUGCCUCCAUGCCUCCAUGCCACCUUGCCAUCAUGCCACCUUGCCUCCAUACCUCCAUGCCACCUUGCCAUCAUGCCACCUUGCCUCCAUGCCUCCAUGCCACCUUGCCAUCAUGCCACCUUGCCUCCAUGCCUCCUUGCCACCUUGCCAUCAUGCCACCUUGCCUCCAUGCCUCCUUGCCACCUUGCCAUCAUGCCACCUUGCCUCCAUGCCUCCAUGCCACCUUGCCAUCAUACCACCUUGCCUCCAUGCCUCCAUGCCACCUUGCCAUCAUGCCACCUUGCCUCCAUGCCUCCUUGCCACCUUGCCAUCAUGCCACCUUGCCUCCAUGCCUCCAUGCCACCUUGCCAUCAUGCCACCUUGCCUCCAUGCCUCCAUGCCACCUUGCCAUCAUGCCACCUUGCCUCCAUGCCUCCAUGCCACCUUGCCAUCAUGUCACCUUGCCUCCAUGCCUCCUUGCCACCUUGCCAUCAUGCCACCUUGCCUCCAUGCCUCCUUGCCACCUUGCCAUCAUGCCACCUUGCCUCCAUGCCUCCUUGCCACCUUGCCAUCAUGCCACCUUGCCUCCAUGCCUCCUUGCCACCUUGCCAUCAUGCCUCCAUGCCUCCAUGCCUCCAUGCCUCCAUGCCUCCAUGCCUCCAUGCCACCUUUCCAUCAUGCCUCCAUGCCUCCUUGCCACCGUGCCCCCUUGCCUCCCUUCCUCCAUGCCACCUUGCCAUCACGCCACCUUGCCUCCUUUCCUGCAUGCUACCUUGCCACAUGCUGCACACAUCUCUUGCACCUCCUCUAUGA
Molecule: messenger RNA, 5196 nt
Organism: Closterium sp. NIES-65
Lineage: Eukaryota; Viridiplantae; Streptophyta; Zygnematophyceae; Desmidiales; Closteriaceae
Source: the annotation of a GenBank genome assembly